Molecule: messenger RNA, 1425 nt
Organism: Penicillium waksmanii
Lineage: Eukaryota; Fungi; Ascomycota; Eurotiomycetes; Eurotiales; Aspergillaceae
Product: tRNA dimethylallyltransferase
Exons: 2
Coding region: 1-1425 (474 amino acids)
Biological process (GO): tRNA modification
Cellular component (GO): mitochondrion
Molecular function (GO): ATP binding; tRNA dimethylallyltransferase activity
Source: RefSeq, a predicted model, not a curated record
AUGGAUCCCCUCAUAGCAGUCGUUGGUGCAACGGGCACUGGCAAGUCCAAGCUCGCGGUAGAUCUAGCCUGUCGAUUUAACGGCGAAAUUAUCAACGGCGAUGCGAUGCAAAUGUACCGCGGCCUCCCGAUCAUUACGAAUCAGAUCCCCGUCGAGGAGCGAAACGGCAUUCCCCACCACCUGCUGAGUUGUGUAAAUCUGGAGGAGGAAGCAUGGCGCAUCAGUCAAUUCAAAAGCGAAGCUCUCCGGCUUAUCGACGAAAUUCGAGCACGUGGGAAAACGCCAGUUUUGGUCGGAGGCACACAUUAUUAUACCCAGGCGGUACUGUUCAAGGAUCAGUUGGUCGGUGAGGGUUCGGAGGAUGAAGACGGACCGGAGCCAUCAUCUUCAGAGGUAACCUCAACUUCAACCUCGACCUCAACAUCGGCAAAGUGGCCUAUUCUGGAUUCAUCACCUGAGGUGCUCAUGGAGAAGCUAAGAGAGGUUGAUCCCGUGAUGGCCCAGCGGUGGCACCCGAAGGAUGGUCGGAAGAUUCGACGGUCGUUGGAGAUAUACUUCCAAACUGGACGGCGAGCUUCGGAUAUUUACGCCGAGCAGCAAGUCAUGAAAAAGGAGGCUGUUAGUAAUGACGAAGGACUGCUGCGGUUUGACAACACCAUGAUCUUCUGGGUACAUGCCGAAAAGGAGAUUCUCAAUACACGGCUGAAUGGUCGUGUUGAUGAUAUGCUGAAGAUGGGAUUGAUGUCAGAAGCCAAGACUAUGUUUGAUUAUAUACAACAGAAACAAUCAGAGGGCAUUGAGGUGGACAUGACCCGCGGCGUCUGGGUAUCAAUUGGGUUCAAAGAGCUUGCGCCCUAUUUCUCGGCCCUCCAAGAAGCCGAAACCAAGAUGAGCGGAGAAGAACUUGAAACUCUCAAAAAGAAUUGCAUCGAAUCGAUCAGAACUGCCACGCGCCAAUAUGGCCGGUCCCAAAUCAAAUGGAUCAGAAAUAAACUAUGGAAAGCCAUGUCUGAUGCAGGAAUGACACAUCGCCUGUACCUUCUUGAUAGCAGCAACGUCGCCGACUGGAAAUCCUGCAUUACAGAGCCAUCUGAGAAUCUUGUCCAGUCAAUGCUCCACGGCAAGAGCACGCCCGACCCUAAGUCUCUCUCGGAGCUUGCGAAUACCGUCCUCGGCGCCAAAGAAGACCAAGCAGUUCAAAAGCCAGAUUCGGCCACGCAAUGUUUCACCUGCGAUAUAUGCCGUAAAACCAUGGCCGGCGAAGAACAGUGGAAAAUCCAUUUGGCUAGCUCUCCGCACAAGAAGGGCCUCAAGUCGGCGGCAAGGAAAGCAGAACGGGAUGAAUAUUUCCGAAAACGAGAAUUAGAGGAGGCCAAGAAGGCUCCCGCAACUGGAGCCAGCGCCGAAGACCAAGGGCAAACAUGA